This is a messenger RNA of Mollisia scopiformis, 1940 nucleotides long. RefSeq names its product general substrate transporter. Gene Ontology annotation, molecular function: carbohydrate:proton symporter activity. The transcript has 6 exons. Gene Ontology annotation, biological process: carbohydrate transport; transmembrane transport. Gene Ontology annotation, cellular component: membrane. Bases 320 to 1891 code for a protein of 523 amino acids. The record is from RefSeq and is a predicted model, not a curated record. Lineage: Eukaryota; Fungi; Ascomycota; Leotiomycetes; Helotiales; Mollisiaceae.
AGCAUGCCAUCCGGAGUUCUGCCAAGUGGUGUGCUCUGCGCUACCAUGAUCUCCACGAUGCUGCCAGAUUUUGCGUGGUGGGGUUUUCAGGCAUUCUCCUAGCUUCUCCAGCUUAAUGUAGGCACGUGUGUAUCAAGAAUGGGGAGACUGGAAUGCCCCUGUUUUGAGUCAUUACCACGGCGGGAGUGAGUGAGUGAGUGGCGGUCUGGAGAUUUUUAGCUUCUAGUGCAACUACUUGAUCCAAGGGGUCGGUCUAUCUCAAGAGUCUUUUUUUCUUCUUGCUUCAGAUCAAAAAGUUUUCGGCUGAGUGUUUGUGGAUAUGCCUAUCUUUCGUGGACACCGUCUGUCAGUGGCUCAAAUUGCCUUGAUCGCUGCGCCUAGUUUUAUCUUAUUUGGCUACAAUCAAGCUGGUGUCGGUGGGCUUUUAUCACUUCCAGAUUGGACGAAAACAUUCCCAGAAAUCGACACGACAAAUACCAAAGGUGCAGUGAAAGCCCACAAUGCCACCAUUCAAGGUGUAGUAGUUGCUACCUUCGUCCUCGGUGCCCUCGUCGGCGCGCUUUCUUGCAUGAAGAUUGGUAAUUUUCUGGGGAGGAGGAAAUCCAUCUUCCUGGGGGCGGUAUUGAGCUUGAUCGGGGAGGUUUUAUGUACCUCUUCUUUCGGACUUGCGCAGUUUAUUGUGGGGAGGACGAUCAUUGGGUUCGGGAUUGGGAUUUUGAGUGCGACUGUGCCGGUUUGGCAGGCGGAGUGCAGCUCUUCGGCUAACAGGGGGAAGCACGUUGUCCUUGAUGGGUUGUUUAUGACGUUGGGAUACACUCUGGAAUCAUGGAUCGACCUUGGUGCUUCGGAGAUCAAGUCCGGCAAGAAUAUUUCGGCGUCAUGGAGAAUGCCGUUAGGGAUUCCAAUUGCUUUCUCGCUCAUUCUGAUGGCUACUAUAUUUACAAUGCCCGAAUCUCCACGCUGGCUCAUAAUGGUCGGCCGCGUCGAAGAAGGCCGUAAAGUCCUCUCAGACCUCAAAGACCUCCCUCAAACCGACCCCCUCGUCUCCGCCGAGGUCGAUGGAAUCCAAUACUCGCUCGAAGAGAGCACGGGCCGCAAAGCCAGCUUGGCGGACAUGUUCACCAUGGGACCCGACAAACUGUUCUAUCGCUUCUGUCUCUGCAUCUUGCUCCAGUUCUUCCAGCAGAUGUCGGGCAGUAAUUUGAUCUCGGUGUAUGCUCCGGUUAUCUUUCAGCAGAAUUUGAAGCUGGAUGGGCAGACGUCGAGGAUUUUGAGUGGGGGAACGUUGACGUGGAAGUUUUUGUCGUCGUUUGUGGCGUUUUUUACUAUUGAUCGGUUUGGAAGGAGGGCGUUGUUUAUUUUUAGUGGGUUUGGGAUGGGAAGUUGUAUGUUGGCGCUUGCGAUCGCGACUUCGUACCCAUCUUCGAACAAAUCGGCAUCAAUCGCGAGCGUUUUCUUCAUCUUCUUGUACAAUUUCUUCGUCCCAAUUGGUUUUCUUGGAGCGAACUUCCUCUAUUGUGCGGAGGUUGCUCCAGUCAAGUUGCGCGUGAGCAUGGCUGCCAUUUCCACAGCCAAUCACUGGCUCUGGAACUUCGUAGUCAUAAUGGCAACUCCAGUAGCCAUCGCCAGCAUCGGGAACUACUACUUUGUCCUGUUCUGCGCCAUCGCUUUCUGCAUCCCGCUCUCGGUGUACUUUUUCUAUCCUGAGACGAUGGGGCAGAGUUUGGAGCAGAUUGAUGUUGUGUUUAGGGAUAAUAAGACGCCUUGGGCGGUGGUUAGGGCGUCGAAGAUACUGGCUGCUGGGGAUGUGGAGAAGAUUGUAGGGAAGAGGGAUGAGAAGUUGGUGGAGGAUGUUGUUGUUGGGGAAGAGAAGGAGGGGGAGGUUGUUUGAUAAAUGAAGUUUGAAUGAGGUGGAGUUGUGGUUGAUAUGAGGAGGCAGG